Trametes versicolor FP-101664 SS1 is the source of this 2505-nucleotide messenger RNA. Its product is annotated as glycoside hydrolase. Lineage: Eukaryota; Fungi; Basidiomycota; Agaricomycetes; Polyporales; Polyporaceae. The record is from RefSeq and is a predicted model, not a curated record. The transcript has 12 exons. Gene Ontology annotation, molecular function: beta-glucosidase activity. The coding region runs from base 110 to 2437 and encodes 775 amino acids. Gene Ontology annotation, biological process: carbohydrate metabolic process.
CAUCUUUCUCUGACGGUCCUUUCCGCGAUAUUUACGACUUGUUCAAGGCUGCAGCAUUGAAGAGUCGACGGUCACUGCGAGCAUCCACUUUUGCAUCUAGUUGUGAUACAUGCUGUCUCGGACCGCUUCCGAUGCCUCGUUCAUCAUGGUCGGGCAGGAGAAGUCCGUAGAUGCUCUUCCUGCGCAACCGUCUACCUCUGGUUCUACCGGUGUCACCUACGCGCAUGACUGGUCUAGCGCAGGAACUGGCGGCAAGCUUUCUACACACGGACGCCAUUUCGUGGACGCGUACGGCCGUGUCUGCAAUCUGCGGGGAGUGAAUCUGUCAGGGAACUGCAAAACUCCAGUGAAUCAUGACCAUGACUCGUUUCCGGCAAACCAUGCCGACGUGACUUUCGUCGGGAGACCCUUUCCUCUCGAGGAAGCUCCGGACCACCUGGCCAGACUCAGACGUUGGGGGCUCACCUUCGUGCGCUUCCUCAUCACCUGGGAGGCCGUGGAACACUCCGGCCCCGAGGUGUAUGACACAGAAUAUCUAGACUACGUGCGCCAGCUGCUGUCCCUUUUUCCCCAGUACGGCCUCGUCGCUUUCGUGGCUCUGCACCAGGACGUGUGGUCGAGGUACACCGGCGGGUCUGGUGCGCCCGCAUGGACGCUGGAAGCAGUCGGCUUCGACCUACACGGUCUCGAAGAGCCGGGCGCCGCUUGGCUCAAGGGCGUAAAGGGCGGAGGCCACACCGAGGACGAGCGAGGUCUGUGGCCGUGCGGUUACCAAAAACUGGCUGCGGCGACGAUGGCAACCUGUUUCUGGGCGGGUGAUAUGUUCGCGCCGAAGAUGAAGACGAAGACUACGGAUGGACGAGAGGUAUCCAUCCAGCAGUUCUUGCAAGAUUCAUUUUUGAACAUGUGGGAAGUCAUUGCGAGGACCCUCGGCAAUCUUGAGGCGGUAAUCGGUUUCGAGAUAAUGAACGAGCCGCACCGAGGGUAUGUUGAGCUGCAGUCCUUGCACGCGUUCGACUACAACACCGACCUUCACCUUGGCCACGUCCCGACGGCAUUCCAGUCAUUCAUGUUGGGUUCCGGCCACUCGGUCGCCGUUGGCCACUGGACGCGCUCGUUCCCUUUACCCACUCGGAAGACAUCGCAACGCAUCAUCAACACCUCUGGCCAGAAGGCGUGGCGCGAAGACGGGCCGACGCAGGGCAAAUGUCUCUGGGAGAUGCACGGCGUAUGGGGCUGGGACCAUAAGAAGGACGAGGGCGUGGUGCUGCGCGAGAACUACUUCAAGCGCGACCCGCACAGCGGGCGGGAGAUCGACUGGUACACGGACUUCUACUAUCCGUUUGUGAAGAAGUGGGCGGAGCGCGUGCGCAGCGUCACGAGUGAGGACAAGCUGGUCUUCACGGAGCCCAUCCCGAACGAGUUCUGCCCUAGCUCGUGGACGCCCGAGCGUCGGCCGACGAACGUGGUCUAUGCUCCCCACUGGUACGACCUCAACACGCUCUUCAUGAAGGCGUUCGGAAACUUCUCCGUCAACGUCCAGGGACUAUCCCGAGGCAUGUUCCCACUGAAGGCCUUCUACUGGGGCCAGAAGGGCGCGCGGGACAACUUCGCGCUCCAAAUGCGCAACAUCGUCGAAGCCGGCUACCGCUCGCUCGGAGAGACCCCUGUCAUUAUCGGCGAGUGCGGCAUCCCCAUGGACAUGAACAAGGGCGAGGCAUUCGAAACGGACAGGUGGGACUGGCAGACAAAGAUGAUGGACGCGAUGCUCACGGCGCUGGAGCGCUCCCUCGUUGGGUUCACGCUGUGGAACUAUAACCCUGAUAACGACGACCGCCGCGGGGACGACUGGAACGGCGAGAACUUCUCGUGGUUCAGCCAGCGGCGCGCACUGCCGACGUCGUGGCUCGACUACAAGCAGACGUCGCCGACGCUCGACAACGGCGGGCGCAUCCUGCGCGCGGUCGUGCGGCCGUACCCUGCGAAGACGGCGGGCAUUCCGCUGCGGUUCGAGUACGAGAUGAACAACGGGGAGUUCACGUACGAGUGGGCCACACCCGACGACGCGGCCGCGGACACCGGGAAGGCGGCGCUGGCGAGCGUGCACAACCCGCCGCGCUCGAUCCACCCGCCGCUAACGACGAACAGGACGGAGAUCUUCGUGCCUGCGCAGCUCGCGCAGGGGCGGAAGCUGGUCGUGCGCGGGCUCAAGCCGCAGGAUGCGUAUACGUACGACGCCGAGCACCAGACGUUGGCCAUUCUCACGCACGAUAAUGCGCCGGGCACCGUGCAUCACGUCACAGUCGCGCUGGAGCCAGGGCCGAAACCGGCCUUCGACGUGAACGACUUCUGGAGCGACUACGGGACGCAGGUCGCAGGGUCGGCUGUACUCGUGCUGGCCCUGUUGGUGGUGCUGGUGGGGAGCUAUCUUUCUUAGAGGAUUCGAUACCCUGUGGACUAUAGAUGUACGCCGCUGCUGGGCAGGUAUAUUUGCUGAUUUGUCUA